Prunus dulcis (almond) is the source of this 2143-nucleotide messenger RNA. RefSeq names its product guanine nucleotide-binding protein-like NSN1. Gene Ontology annotation, molecular function: GTP binding. Bases 192 to 1949 code for a protein of 585 amino acids. Lineage: Eukaryota; Viridiplantae; Streptophyta; Magnoliopsida; Rosales; Rosaceae. Gene Ontology annotation, cellular component: nucleolus. The record is from RefSeq and is a predicted model, not a curated record. The transcript has 9 exons.
CCAUUAAGGAAACCUUUUGGGUCGGGCCAAUCCGCAGCAACCCAAGUAGAUAAACCCUAAACCGCAUCAGAGGUCGUCUUCUUUCACUUCCAAAACCCUAAAUUUCAAGUGCCUCCUCUUUCUCCUCUCUCAAUAGCUAUUCUCACUCCAGAAACUCCUGUAGCUGGGGUUCAAUUCAAGAAUAGCCGAAGAUGGUGAAGAAGAGCAAAAAGAGUAAGAGUAAGAGAGUGACAUUGAAGAAGAAGUACAAGGUCAUAAGGAAGGUGAAGGAGCACCACAAGAAGAAGGCCAAGGAGGCCAAAAAGCUCGGCUUCAAGAACAAGAAGGUAGAGAAAGACCCAGGUAUCCCUAAUGACUGGCCCUUCAAGGAGCAGGAGCUUAAGGCCUUAGAAACUCGUCGUGCGCGUCAUAUCGAAGAAGUAGAGCAAAAGAAAGCUGCCCGCAAAGAAAGGGCCCAGAAGAGGAAGCUGGGGAUCUUAGAGGAUGAAGAUCUCCCCAAUUCGGAUGAAGUGGCAGAGGAAAGGGGUACUGAUGAUUCCACUGGAUUUGGCAAUAAUCGGGAUAGCUCAGAUAGGGCUUUCUACAAGGAGUUGGUUAAAGUUAUUGAAGCAUCAGAUGUCAUUUUGGAGGUACUUGAUGCUCGAGAUCCCCUGGGUACCCGAUGUAUUGAUAUGGAAAAGAUGGUGAUGAAGUCGGGACCUAAUAAGCAUCUCGUGCUACUUCUAAACAAAAUUGAUCUCAUCCCGCGAGAAGCUGCUGAGAAGUGGCUCAGUUAUCUGAGGGAAGAGUUACCAGCUGUUGCCUUCAAGUGUAACACCCAAGAGCAAAGGUCAAACUUAGGGUGGAAAUCCUCCUCAAAGAAAUCAAAGCCAAGCAACCUUCUGCAGACGAGUGACUGCCUCGGAGCUGAAACUCUUCUUAAAUUGUUGAAGAACUAUUCAAGAAGCCAUGAGAUCAAGAAAUCAAUUACAGUGGGUGUUAUUGGCCUACCUAAUGUUGGCAAGAGUAGUCUCAUUAAUAGUUUGAAGAGAAGCCGUGUUGUCAAUGUUGGUUCUACUCCAGGAUUAACAAGAUCGAUGCAAGAAGUUCAGUUGGAUAAUAAUGUCAAAUUGUUGGACUGCCCUGGUGUUGUAAUGCUUAGAUCUAAGGAAAAUGAUGCCUCUAUAGCUCUUCGAAAUUGCAAAAGAAUUGAGAAGCUAGAGGACCCAAUUGCUCCAGUAAAGGAAAUUUUGAAGCUUUGCCCAGACAGACUGUUGGUAACUCUAUACAAGCUCCCAAGCUUUGAUUCAGUUGAUGACUUUCUGCAUAAGGUGGCUACGGUUAGGGGUAAGCUAAAAAAGGGUGGUAUUGUAGAUAUCAGCGCUGCAGCAAGAAUUGUUCUGCAUGACUGGAAUGAGGGUAAAAUUCCGUACUACACUAUGCCCCCAGUUAGGAAUCAAGAGGAACCUUCAGAGGCAAACAUUGUUUCUCAGCUGGGCAAGGUGUUUAACAUUGAUGAAGUAUACAAUGCAGAAUCUUCAUUCAUUGGAAGCCUUAAGUCUGUUAGUGAUUUCCAUCCUGUUGAAGUCCCUCCCAGUUGCCCACUCAAUUUUGAUGAAGAUAUUGUAGAGAAUGAUGCGGGACAAGGACCAUCAAGUCAAGGUGAUGAAAGUCCUAGAGAUAUGGUUGAUAAAGAUGAUGACCAGACCAUGGCAUGUGAAGAAGAUGAUGCAGGCAAGACCAAGGAAAAGAAAACUACUAAAACUGUCAGGCAAAAUGAGAAAUUGUAUACAGCUGAAGGUAUUCUCAAUCCUAAGACAAAGAGAGCAGAGAAGAAGAAAAAGAAAAAGGCUAAAGCAGCCUCAGCCUCGGUGGACGCUAUGGACGACGAUGGAGACUAUGACUUUAAAGUGGAUUACAAAAACAAGGGAUCCGCCAUGGAUGCUAGUGAUGAUGAACUGGAGGAAUAGCCAGUACCAUAAAACAGAACUGUAUGAGAUCAGAGGGGCUUCCAGAUGCAUAACAAGUUCAGUCUUGAGCUAGCCUGUUUUUUGCCCUUUUUAAAUUUUUUAUGUAUGAUUACUACUGGUCUUCGGAUUUUUGGGACGGACGGAUUUACAUCUGCCUAAUAAUAGAAAAGCUUGAUAAUUAUUUGCAAAUUUAA